Molecule: messenger RNA, 519 nt
Organism: Coccidioides posadasii C735 delta SOWgp
Lineage: Eukaryota; Fungi; Ascomycota; Eurotiomycetes; Onygenales; Onygenaceae
Gene: TIM22
Product: Mitochondrial import inner membrane translocase subunit tim22
Biological process (GO): protein insertion into mitochondrial inner membrane
Cellular component (GO): TIM22 mitochondrial import inner membrane insertion complex
Molecular function (GO): transmembrane protein transporter activity
Source: RefSeq, a predicted model, not a curated record
AUGAGUUUCCCAGGAAUGACCAGGCCUGGGGCGGCCGCCGGGGCAGCUCCUGGGGGGAUGAGCGAGCAGGAGCAGGCUAUUGUGCGAAAUAUUCAAGCCGCGAUGGAAUCAUGUCCAAUGAAAGCCGUGAUGGCAGGCGGAAUGGGCUUCGCCCUGGGUGGAGCGUUCGGUCUAUUCAUGAGCAGUAUGUCGUACGAUACACCUCUCACACCGCAAGGCCGUGAAAUUUCGAGUCUUCCCGUUCGUGAACAGCUCAGGCGAGGAUUUAAAGAUAUGGGCAGUCGGUCAUUCAGCUCCGCGAAAAAUUUUGCCAUCGUGGGCGCCCUUUUCAGCGGAACAGAAUGCUGCAUAGAGGGUCUUCGCGCCAAGAACGACCUUACAAAUGGCAUUGCGGCUGGAUGCAUCACUGGCGGAAUAUUGGGUGCCAAGGCUGGGCCUCAGGCUGCGGCACUGGGAUGCGCUGGUUUCGCCGCAUUUAGUGCUGCCAUUGAUGCAUACAUGCGACAGCCCUCGGAUUAG